Messenger RNA from Jaculus jaculus (lesser Egyptian jerboa), 441 nucleotides. It is a transcript of the gene Fabp1, whose product is annotated as fatty acid binding protein 1. The record is from RefSeq and is a predicted model, not a curated record. Gene Ontology annotation, biological process: fatty acid transport. Gene Ontology annotation, cellular component: nucleus; cytosol. The transcript has 4 exons. Gene Ontology annotation, molecular function: fatty acid binding. Bases 31 to 414 code for a protein of 127 amino acids. Lineage: Eukaryota; Metazoa; Chordata; Mammalia; Rodentia; Dipodidae.
UCGGCGUGGAGAGUGAACCUCCUCACCAUCAUGAACUUCUCCGGAAAGUACCAACUGCAGAGCCAGGAAAACUUUGAGCCCUUCAUGAAGGCAAUGGGCCUGCCUGAUGAGCUCAUCCAGAAGGGCAAGGACAUCAAGAGCACGUCGGAGAUCGUGCACAACGGGAAGCAUUUCAAGCUCACCAUCACCACAGGGUCAAAAGUAAUCCAGAACGAGUUCACCUUGGGGGAGGAGUGUGAGCUGGAGACCAUGACUGGGGAGAAGGUCAAGGCAAUUGUUAAGUUGGAAGGUGACAACAAACUGGUGACCACUUUCAAAAACGUCAAGUCCGUGACUGAACUCAACGGAGACAUACUCACCAAUACCAUGACAACGGGCGAUAUUGUCUUCAAGAGAAUCAGCAAGAAAAUUUAGACAAGUCAGAAUUUCCCAUUCUUUUAC